Bactrocera dorsalis (oriental fruit fly) is the source of this 4590-nucleotide messenger RNA. It is a transcript of the gene Gbeta13F, whose product is annotated as guanine nucleotide-binding protein subunit beta-1. The transcript is spliced from 3 exons. Bases 863 to 1885 code for a protein of 340 amino acids. Gene Ontology annotation, cellular component: heterotrimeric G-protein complex; cytoplasm. Lineage: Eukaryota; Metazoa; Arthropoda; Insecta; Diptera; Tephritidae. The record is from RefSeq and is a predicted model, not a curated record. Gene Ontology annotation, molecular function: protein binding; signaling receptor complex adaptor activity. Gene Ontology annotation, biological process: G protein-coupled receptor signaling pathway.
GAGGAUUUUGAUUAGUGCCGCUCUCUUCCAGCAAGUAGCAAAAUUAAAUCAGUAGUAGAAGUUGGGUCCGAGUUAGUUGAAUGUGAAAAUUCAUUGUAGUAGGAAUUUUUGAAAACUGAAUAUAGUGUUAUAUACUAGAUGGCAAAAAGACAAAUCUGAAGUCAACAGAAAUUUAAAGUACUGUGAAUUUCGUUCGUAUGGUUUAUAGUGCAGUGAAGAGCUAAGGGAAAAUCUCCUCUAUUGGUGGUGCGAAUUAAAAGCGAUUUUGGUGUACCAAAAAAGUAGAGCUAAGCAGAAGAGAACGAAGCGAAUAAUAAAAAUUGUCCAAUUUGUCAGUAGAAAAAUCGGUUAAAAAUUGUAAAAGUGAACUGUAAAUAAAACAGAGGGACGUUCUGGUAAAAGUCGUUUAAUUGAAGGCAUACAAAUUGUUCUGCGCUCUGAUUAAUCCGUUUAACUUGUGAAAAAAUUAUUCACCGCCAUACCAUAACCCGAAUGAAAAUUAUAGAAGGUUCAAAUAUAUAUAUACAUACAGCAGCAAAAAUAAUCGAGCGUAGGGAAGGCAAAGUAUUUGGAUAAGAGCGACAUAAAAAACCAAAGACCGCAACACGAAAUCUUUGAUUGAAGCACAAGUAUUGGAACGCACAAAUUUUCAUUUAAAUCAACAUAUGAUAUUGUACCAAUAACUAUACUACAUCAAAGGAAACUGGGAUCGCUUUAAUUUACACUCGAUUAGAAGAGGAGACAAAACCGCACCCUUAAUUCAUCCUUCUUGUAUCGUCAGUGGAUAAAUCACUUAGGAGCUUCAAAAUAUUAAAAGGUAACACAAUUUUAUUGUAUCAAUUGCAAUAGCAACAUCGCCGAAAUGAAUGAAUUAGAUAGCUUAAGACAAGAAGCCGAAUCUCUUAAAAAUGCCAUACGAGAUGCACGUAAGGCUGCAUGUGACACAAGUUUAGUGCAAGCCGCUGCCACAUUGGAACCAAUAGGUCGUAUUCAGAUGCGCACUCGGCGUACUUUGCGAGGUCAUUUGGCAAAGAUCUACGCUAUGCAUUGGGGUAGUGAUUCGCGCAAUUUGGUUUCGGCAUCACAGGAUGGCAAAUUAAUCGUCUGGGAUUCACACACCACCAAUAAGGUGCACGCUAUACCUUUGCGGUCCUCUUGGGUGAUGACGUGCGCAUAUGCACCUUCGGGAAGUUAUGUCGCCUGUGGAGGCCUUGACAAUAUGUGUUCAAUCUACAACUUGAAGACGCGUGAGGGAAAUGUGCGCGUCUCUCGUGAGUUACCUGGCCAUGGUGGAUACUUGUCAUGCUGUCGUUUUCUGGAUGACAAUCAGAUUGUUACCAGCUCUGGCGAUAUGACUUGUGGCCUCUGGGACAUCGAGACAGGCCAACAAGUAACCUCAUUCUUAGGACAUACUGGCGAUGUAAUGGCGUUAUCUCUGGCGCCAGGAUGCAAAACUUUUGUGUCUGGUGCUUGUGAUGCUUCAGCAAAAUUAUGGGAUAUCCGUGAAGGUGUAUGUAAACAAACAUUUCCCGGACACGAAUCUGACAUCAACGCAGUAACAUUUUUCCCUAAUGGACAAGCAUUUGCAACAGGUUCUGAUGAUGCCACGUGCCGCCUUUUCGAUAUUCGCGCAGACCAGGAGUUGGCAAUGUAUUCGCACGACAACAUUAUCUGCGGUAUCACAUCAGUGGCGUUCUCGAAGAGCGGUCGCUUACUGUUAGCGGGUUACGAUGAUUUCAAUUGCAACGUAUGGGAUACAAUGAAAGCAGAGCGAUCCGGAAUUUUAGCAGGUCAUGAUAAUCGUGUCUCAUGUCUCGGUGUGACCGAAAAUGGCAUGGCUGUUGCAACGGGAUCAUGGGAUUCGUUUUUGCGUGUGUGGAAUUAAAGCGUUUGCGAUUGUACGUUACCCCGCCAUAAGUGGAAGAUAUGUGGAUGCAAAUGCGGACGGAGUGGAUUAGGAAUAUGAAGAGAGAAAUAUAGCGAUAGUGAGUUACACCUUAAAUUGCAUUCGCUUUCCACAACUCACCUAGUGAUCGAAUAACGUGCACCAUCGUAAUACGGCCACUUCCCACGCUGUAACUCCCCAUUAUCCUCCAUUUUCGGCAGUAUAUUUAAAAAUUUACAUACAGUACACAAAACAUUCACUAGUAUACACGCAAAAAAAAAUAUAUAAACACUCGAACUAUCGAAAACCCGGGAAAGGGACACGGGACAGGGGACACUGGACAUAAGACGGAAGCAUAUGCUGACACACGCAUACGAUUUAUAUACAAGCUUACAUUAAACAAAUUAUUUAUAUAAAUUAUAUACAUAAAAUCAUAUAAGUUAAAAGUAAUGUAAAACUGAUAUAAAGUAACGAGACCGAUAAAAUAAUGAGAAAAAUUAACCAAACGCAACAGAAACAAAGCCAUUAAGUAAAAUUUGCAGAGACAAAACAAAAAAAUAAAAAUAUGAUUAUGAUGUCACAGUAAAAGAAUACUGAAUAUAUGUAUGUAACAGAAUAUCAGAGAAACAAAGCACAGAAGCCCUGAUAAAAGCGAAGGCUUUAACUGAGUUAAAUCACAGCGAAAUCUGUUGAAAACGCAUUUACAAAACCACAGCAAGAAAAUUAAGUCGAAAUAUUAUAAGGGGUAAAAAAUUGUAGAAGUAUAGUAAAUAAUACUUGGAAUGAAACCCAAUAAGAUAUAAAAAUUUCUCUUAUUAAGUUUAAGCCCUAAUUUAUAUACAACUCAAAAUUACAAAUGAUCAAGAAAUUAAUAAAAAAGUAAACGAAUAAAUUUUAUAUAUGGCCAUAUAAGCUAUGUAGCAGCAGCUAAAAUCAUACUUACAUACACAAAACGUAAAAAUAAUGAGAAAGUUAGGAGAAAACUAAAUUUAAAUAAAAGAGCGUAAAAUAAUUUGUAUAUUAAAAUAUAAACAGUACCGGUAUCAGCCGUAGAAAUAUUACGCCGUUCAUACCGCUAGAAUAACAUACAUAUAUGUGUGUCACACAAUUGUGCGAGAACAAAAUUAAUUUAAAGUAUUAGAAGAAAAAAUUAUGGAAAAUAAUAAACCGAUAAAGAGAGCAUUAUUAGCAUCGGUAAUAAAAAAUAAUAAUAACAAAUUAGCAACAUAAAAGCAUUGAUAUAAUACAAAUCAGUUUAAUAAACGUGCAUACCCCACAUGUACUGAAUUCAUAUAUGUAUAUGGCCUCUCUUACAUUACCAUUUCAACGCGGUACGAGGGGAUAUUUAAUAAAAUAAGAAGGAAUAGAUGUUAAAUUGACUUUGUUACUCGUACGAAGGAAGCAAACAUCUUUUAUUAUUAUAAUAUGAUUGCAAAAAAAGAUGAAAGGAAGGCAUUAUCUAAAAAUAUGAUUUUUUUGUUUGAGCUUGCUGUGAUUUGUAAAUGUAUGGGAUGCAGAAACAACAAAUAUAAAAUUAAAAAGUGAAGAUGAAACAUUAAAUGUGAGAAACCUUUGUCAAAACAACAACAUGGUCACAUGUCAAUAAUGUAAUGUUAUCACAUCUUUAUAAGAAGUUAGGAUUUCACUUAACAUGAAAAAUAUUUAUAUCUACCAUAUGGAAAUGCGUCUUUAAAAAUUUUUCAAAAUUUUUAGUCCCCGUACUUGUGCUAACAUACUUUGAUGUGUUCAUAAAACGUUGCUACACUGAACCACAUACAAAAAUACAAAACAUACAUAUACGUACAAAGUAGUUGCACUUGGCGCAAGUACCGUAUUGCAUUUUAUUACUUCAAAACUUUAAAUAUAGGCAAAAGGGUACAGUAGUAGUACAUACGAUUUAGAUUUUGUUAUGGAUCUAUUCUAUUUACGUAUUUCGUUGCCCAAUUCAGUUACUUGACUCGUUUACAAUCAUUCAUAUAUACAUAAAACAAACUUUGGUAUGAGCUACAAAUCGACUUUUAAGCACAAAAAAUUACCUAUUUUAAGAUAUAACAACAAAUUGUACAAACUCUGUGGCAUAAUUGCUAAGAAAUUUAAUAAAUUAUUCAACCGAUUUUACCAAAAAUUUAAUACUUACUCAACUUUUACAAACGCACACAUAACACUGAAAACAAUCGCAAAAAAUAUAUUUAAAGAAUUAUCAAAUAAAACGCACACAUUUAUUUUUAUUCUAUCUAAUGUUAUUUAUUUAAAGAAACAUACCUAUGAGUUGAAACUGAUUAUAAUUGCAAUUAACAUUUUAUUGCGAACACUAGCUUGUGUAGAAUAUAUUUCUUUGUAUGAUAAAAUGAAAAUAAAUUUACUUUAUUUGUUAAUUUCUAUAUAAUAGAAUUACGUACAUUUAUGAACAAAGAAUACUUAUAUAUUGAGUGUAUCCUAUUUGAAGCUCAUACAGAAUUAUUGACGACGACGAAAUAAUCCACAAAUAUAUUUAGAAGCAUCAGUGACUCCUAAACUUAUAUAAUAUAUAGUUAUGUUUAACGUGAUCCUAUUUUGUCAUUUAUAUAAAAUAAUUGGAAUAUUCAUAUGUUUUCAAUUAUUGUUUCAUACACAUAUGUAUGUAAUUGUUUUUUAUUUUUAUUUUGUUUUAUUUUUUAUUUAAAGUUAUACUGUAUUAAAUUGAGCUUUAAACAUUUUUAAACGUA